Messenger RNA from Myotis brandtii (Brandt's bat), 1239 nucleotides. RefSeq lists its product as uncharacterized. Bases 1 to 753 code for a protein of 250 amino acids. The record is from RefSeq and is a predicted model, not a curated record. NCBI's taxonomy places the organism in Eukaryota, Metazoa, Chordata, Mammalia, Chiroptera, Vespertilionidae. The transcript has 5 exons.
AUGACCGGCGAGGGACAUGCCAAGCACAAUCUCCCUAAACAUAUUGUCCUACAACUUGCCCACUUCCAAAGCAAGAUUCAAGUUGUAAAGGAACAGACGUUUGUGAAGACUGUAACAUGGGCAAGGGGCUACACCUGCGGGAAUCUGGAAGAUUCGGUCCUAGACGGCAAAGGCGGUGUCGGCAACAGCUUCCUUCCCAGUGACGCACUGGCUGCUGCCACUGCACCCACAUUUCAGCCAGAAAGUGGGGGAGCCGGGACGGGGGAGAGGACUCUGUUUCCUUUCGGGGUCGCCACCUGGAAGUCCAUACGUCCUUCCCACUCCUUUCCAUUGGACCAGAACCUACUCUCAGGCCCACACCUGGCUCAAGGGAAGCGGGGAAAGCCUGGCCCUCUUUGCUCGAAGACAAUCCACCUGGUACCAGGGCUGGACCAGAAGAUGAGACCUUAUGGGCUACCCCCAAGUGAGUUGAAUUCGGCUUCUGGGCACCUAUGGAAGACACCUCUAUCUCUGCGUUUCCCAGGAGCGGCCCAGGAAAGGUUUGGAGAGCCUCAAGGAACUGCCGUCUCCCGCAGGGAAACAGAACUGGAGACUUUCAAGUUGGUGGCGAAGGAAGAGCCCCCACCUGGGGUGGAGGGUGAGCUGUGGCGGCUGCGGCUCCUGGGUCAGAAGGUCAGGCUGGCCUGGAGUGAGGGGAGCGGGUGCCACCGCCCAGGACUGCUGUCCCCACCGUGGGCACAAGCCCGUCCCUGAACCCCUCACAGGUGAGGCAGGAGACAUCACCACAGAGGGAACCAUGGAUGAAGGUUUGGUAUGUUCUCCUGUUAAGCAGCCCCUCUGACCGGGGCCGGGGGCCUGGGACCCUGCUGGCUCCUCACCCCCCAGAAGCACCUCUGCGGCCCGGUCAGAGCUCCUGGAGGCCAGAGCUCCCGGAGGCCAGGGCAAGGCCAAGGGCAGGCGGGAGCCCCAGUCCCACUCCUCCUGCCUCUCGGGGUCUUCCUGCCCGUGCCAGCGUCUCCCUGGCGAGUCACCUGAGAGCGUCCCCCUCUUGCAAGAGGCCCGACACACCACAGGGCCUGAUGGACGUGAAAACCCGUGCGCUUAACACAGAGACUCGUUCACAACAGGAAUGGUCGCGUGUUGGAAGCUGCGUUUAAAGAAGCUGCCAUGCUCGGCCUGGCCAGGUUGGCUCAGUGGAUGGAGCGUUGGCCUGCGGACUGAAGGGUCCCGGGUUCGAUU